GAUAGUGCACUAUAGUUAACGUUGAAUGAACACUGCCGGAGGGAGUUUAGUAUGUAUACAUAAAUGGUGGUAUUAGACUCUUAAAACAUGUUUGAAAACGGUUUUUAAGAGCUUGACUGACAUUUAUUCAGCCUGAUGGCUGAGGUGAAUUCGACCACCCACAAUGCUACGGAUGGCAUGCUACGCAAGGGCCAGUUUGAUGUUCACAGUGUUCACCCUCGGGCCGCAUACUCUGCACUGGUCAUCCUCACCUUCAGCGUCCUUGGCAAUGGCUUGGUUGUGGCUGCGUUCAUUAGGGACCGAAGGCUGCGUGUGGUGUUCAAUACCUUCGUUGUCACUUUAGCCAUCGCUGAUAUAGUCAUGAGUGUUGUGCUCAUAUCAGAAGUAGUCGGCAUCUCGGUAAACCAAAUGUUUUUAACAGACUCCACAAUACUUUGCAGGUUCUUUAGUAUCCUGGUCAAUGCCAUCCCCACAGAGCAGCUGAUUAUAACUCACAUGAUGUGUAAUGAUCGACACAAGGCCUUCCUUCGCAGGCUGGCCUACUCCCAGCUCCGUCAGCUGUACAGUGAGCCACUUAGACUGGCAGUGACCUGGGCUUUCAGCUUUACAGCAAGCUGCCUAAUAACAGAUAUUGUGAUUGUCCUUCAUCAUGGCAAGUUUACAUUGUGUUAUAUCCAAGAACGACCACUCUAUGUCAGUCAGAUGGCGUUUGUUCACGCCUUUCUCUUGCUCCUGCUAUUACUCUCAUUGAUCUACGUCAUUGUGGACUUCAGGAAACACAAACUGAAAAAAACGUACUCACUUGGAUUAACUCCAGACCUAGAGCCUACAUUAGGUGGCUACAUCGACAAUAAAACAUCUUCACAGUGUCUCAUACCAAGGAGCCCAGUUCCCAUCUACAGAGACGAAGACAUUCCCACAAGUCCAGAUAGGACGUAUCAACCGAAAGUACUUAAAGAGGAUACAAUUAAUAGUGGAGACUGCAAAUCUCCCAAAGAUGUGAAGAAGUUAAGGGCUGCUAACUCUUCCUAUGAUAUGUCACCACCUACGUUUUUAGCCAUGCCAUAUGCGAACACUGUUCAGUUGGAAGUAGUGCAAGAGAACACAACUGAUCCAUACGUGCAGCACAUAGGCAGCCACAGAACUCACUACAAGAUACUGGAGAUCCAGAACAACAGUGACGGUGUUCUGCCCAUUGUUUCAGAAAACGGAAGACCCAACCUGGCUGCAAGUGCUCGUGCUUCCAGGACGGAGAAGAGAUUGGGAGCAAGAAGGUCAGGAGUCUUUGAUCGCUGCAAAAGUGAAACCCGAAGAAGCGUUCGCAUUCUAGAUGCCUAUGCCGAAAAAAAUGCUGGUGCUAAAAGGAUAGAGUCGGAGACAAAAGGGUCUGAAAAGUUGGAAGUGGAGGCUUCAUCUAACAGCCAAGAUGAAUGGUCGCACUCAUCUUGUUCAUUCUCAGAGGAAGAGCCAACUGACAUCCCAAUGCCGAGGUUCAAGCCAAGAACAGAUUCACUCUACACUCUACGCUCUUGUAUGAGCAUCACAGAAGAAGCGACAAACUUAGAUGCCACCAAUUCGCUGGAGUUAACCGCUAACGCUGACGACCUAGAGGCUGUUGAUAAGGAAUUUAAAAACGCGUCAGGUCUUUAUCUAACUUUUCUUGACUCGUGUGGUACGACAUUAGAUAACAACCAGAGCAUAGAUACGACAAAACCGGAUGCCAAAAGGCAAAACAUUUUCAAACCGUUUGAUUCCUCAAAGAGCUUUGACCAACUGCCAAUAUUGCAAAAUGCCUCUUCCGAGGUUAUCACUGAACUUGAAGGGUUGACAAGUUGUAAUGUCAAAGGGACCUCUUGUAGUCAACUUCCUACUAAACUACGGAAGCUAACAGAAGACAAAAUGGAGGCGAAUUCAAUACUUUGGGAUGCAGGGAAUAGAUGCAACAAUUAUUUUGGUACUCAAAGUGAAUUAAAACCUACUAGUUCUUCGGCAGAUGUUAGCUUUGAACUGUCCACCAUGCACAACGAGGACAGAGUGGCGACUCAGGACACAUUUGAACACGCUAAAAGCAACAUUACUACCUUAUUACCAACUUCGGAAACUGAAGUUCCGGGAAAUAAAGUAGUGGAUGUUCAGCAUCGAUCUUCUUCCAACAUGCCAAUCGAUAUUGACGUGGCAACUCGUGAUUGGAUAACUUUUUACAAUAUCCGACAAACUCCAGAAGAACGAUUAGACGACAGCGCAGGAAGUUUGCCAUCUUGCUCCACAACGAGUCAAAUCUACGUAAAUUCAGCGGAAGUAGAACUAAACAAAGCAGAAAAAGUUUCAAAGAUAUCAGACGGUCAAAAGCUUUGUUUGACAGAUAUAUUUAAAGUUGAUGAUAACCAGACGGCAUCCAAGAUAUUGAACCCAGACAGCGAAAGUAAAAUAAAAGCCUCAGGUGAUAAUGUACGAGGCUGGUCACAAGUUAGUUGGAUGCAUGAAUCUCAGACUGAUGACAACGUAUCCGUUCAGAUAGCACACGAUCCAGAUGACAACGUAUCCGUUCAGAUAGCACACGAUCCAGAUGACAACGUAUCCGUUCAGAUAGCACACGAUCCAACGUUCGAUCAAGAAGAGAUAUUCGCAUCCUCUGAAGACAAGAACAUGGCCACAAAAAUUAUGUCUUCAUCGUCUGAUGGAAUCUUAGUCUCUGUAUCUAAAAAUACACCUGAUAGUUUCGCCAAAACGACGUCUGUCACAAGUCAGUGUCAAAUUGUAGACAGGGGUGAGAACCCAUUCGUAAUGAUUAAUCCUGAUAGUAAAUUAAAACAUGAUGGACCGCUCGUGGAGUGUAGCUAUAAGUUUUCGGAAGAACCGUCAGAGAAAUGUAUUUACAAGGUGAACAGAAAGCCUCGCAAUGAAGAUUGUAAACUUAAAACUAGACUAUCAGAAGAUUCUGUGUUAGAAGACGCAGGCAAAGAACUAUCAGAAAAUAACGCUGACUUGUUAGAUGAACUGGGCAAGAAGGUAUCGCCACAAGUCAACAUUUCUGAGGCACCGGAAAAGAAUGAGGUCAAGCUGACGCCUCUUCAGCUUUUGGAAAGCCUCAGCAUAUCAAAGAGAGCUUACCUGGCAGAGAUCGGUCUAUACCAUGAUAUUCUCAUGGGUCACGUGACCCUUGAUCCUAGUCUGAUACAGCCUGACCCUUGCCCACAGUGUCCGUACUGUCAGGACAAAGAAAAAAGCAUGUCUUCAGAGAGUCUCUCAGAGAUCUCAAGUUCAGAGGCUUCCUCCAUGGCAGACUUCUCUACUGGCACUACAGACAAACUAGCGAGACGUUCACUUCUGUAUGAAUCACAACGUACAAAAUGGAAACUUUUAGCAGACGCCUCCAGUAACAACACAAUGUUGCGGGAUGAUUGGCAGCCAUCUUCGAGUCCAUACUAUUCUAAAGAAACAGCAGGUAUUGACAGCUGGUGUACGGCCUCCUCCCGAUGCCCGGUAUUCGCCAUUGACAUGCCUGACCACUUCAGAAUUCGAAGAAGUACAGGCUACAGCAACUGGACACCUGCGCUAAAGAAAGCCAAGAAAUUAUUAAGUUUUGAGAUGGUCAAAUCCUACGAUCCAGAACUGAGCAUACUGGUCAGUUUGCUACUAGUGAUAGUUUUACAGCUGAUGUGUUGGCUGCCCAUCACAUGCCUGUAUAUCUACUACAACAUCUCCCACUUCCCUGGCUCAAUGGGCGCUCCAGAGAUGCACUACAUUUUGUUGUGGUGCACCAGAAUGGCCCUCCAGCCCAUCGUCUAUGCUUACUACUCCAGGGGCUUUCGUAUGAAUUUUAUUUAUUUCCUUAGUUGCAGCUUUUAUAAUUCCACAAAAUAAAAAAGUUCCUUCAAGUUACAA
This is a messenger RNA of Biomphalaria glabrata, 3885 nucleotides long. RefSeq lists its product as uncharacterized. Gene Ontology annotation, biological process: adenylate cyclase-activating adrenergic receptor signaling pathway. Gene Ontology annotation, cellular component: membrane. The record is from RefSeq and is a predicted model, not a curated record. NCBI's taxonomy places the organism in Eukaryota, Metazoa, Mollusca, Gastropoda, Planorbidae. The coding region runs from base 136 to 3864 and encodes 1242 amino acids. The transcript has 9 exons. Gene Ontology annotation, molecular function: dopamine neurotransmitter receptor activity, coupled via Gi/Go; G protein-coupled receptor activity.